CUCUAGUUUCUGUUAACUAACAGUGCACAUGUUGCCUUCAACUAACAAGAAGCAGAGUCAAAACAAAUCUUUUUUGUAGAAUAUUUUAAAUUUUUUAAAAAUUAAACUACCAGCUACUCAAAAUGCCGAAGGUGAAAACAGAAAAGAAAACUCGCAUCCACACCGAGGUGCAAAAGCAAGGUAUCGUUUUCAACAAGGACUUCGGACAGCACAUAUUGAAGAAUCCUUUGGUGAUAACGAGCAUGUUGGAGAAGGCAGCCCUGCGUCCUACUGACGUGGUGCUGGAAAUUGGUCCAGGUACUGGUAACAUGACUGUUCGUAUGUUGGAGAAGGCAAAGAAGGUUAUUGCCUGCGAAAUCGACACCCGCCUAGCAGCCGAGCUGCAAAAACGUGUCCAGGCCACCCCACUGCAACCCAAGCUUCAGGUGCUAAUCGGAGACUUCUUGAAGGCAGAGCUGCCCUUUUUCGAUCUGUGCAUUGCCAACGUGCCCUACCAGAUCAGUUCGCCACUGAUCUUCAAACUGCUCCUACACCGGCCGCUCUUCCGCUGCGCCGUUCUUAUGUUCCAGCGCGAGUUUGCCCAACGUCUUGUGGCCAAGCCGGGUGACAAGUUGUACUGCCGCCUCAGCAUAAACACCCAGCUGUUGGCCCGCGUCGACAUGCUGAUGAAGGUGGGCAAAAACAAUUUCAAGCCGCCACCAAAGGUGGAGUCUAGCGUGGUGCGUCUGGAGCCCAAGAAUCCUCCUCCGCCUGUCAAUUUCACCGAGUGGGACGGUCUGACUAGAAUAGCCUUCCUCCGUAAAAACAAAACCCUAGCGGCUACCUUUAAGGUAUCCUCCGUGAUCGAGAUGCUCGAAAAGAACUACAAGUUGUAUCGCUCACUGAGAAAUGAGCCCGUUGAGGAUGACUUCAAUAUGCAAGAGAAAGUAAUUGGCAUCUUAGAAGAACUGAACAUGGCCACCAACCGUGCGAGAUCCAUGGACAUUGACGACUUUAUGCGACUCCUGUUGGCCUUCAAUUCAGCGGGAAUACACUUUAAUUAGUCCUAUUUAUAUAUUAGAUCGUUAAACUUUGUAUCAUAGAAACAACAUUAAUAUAAAUGUUAAGCCAACGUUUAUUUAUCAGUAA
This is a messenger RNA of Drosophila ananassae, 1128 nucleotides long. RefSeq names its product probable dimethyladenosine transferase. Gene Ontology annotation, cellular component: mitochondrial matrix. Gene Ontology annotation, molecular function: rRNA (adenine-N6,N6-)-dimethyltransferase activity. Lineage: Eukaryota; Metazoa; Arthropoda; Insecta; Diptera; Drosophilidae. Gene Ontology annotation, biological process: rRNA methylation. The record is from RefSeq and is a predicted model, not a curated record. The coding region runs from base 123 to 1043 and encodes 306 amino acids. The transcript has 3 exons.